Messenger RNA from Cooperia oncophora, 288 nucleotides. The record is from the annotation of a GenBank genome assembly. NCBI's taxonomy places the organism in Eukaryota, Metazoa, Nematoda, Chromadorea, Rhabditida, Trichostrongylidae.
AUGCGAAUGUCUUGCCCGCAUGAUCAUGACCUGGACGCCGUGCUGCUGGCAAUCAUCGACCUGGUAGGAGUCGCCCAGUUGCCGAAAGCCCUCACAGGUGAAGAAGAAUCCAUGGACACUCAGCAUCAUGUGGAAAAUACUGCGAGGAUGUUUGGCUGUGGUGGUGCGGUGGCACCAAAAGCAGAUGAAAAAGCUCCUGAAAGCUCAAAGAGUGCGAUUCAGAGAAAAGAGACCAAUGUACGGCAUGAAUCAAAGUACUCCGGACGAAAAAGAAAACAAAAGUUCUAG